CCGCUGGCCGCGAGCUUCACCGGGUCCGGCUGCGCUGGGCGGGGCGGCCCGGAGGGAGCGCGUCCCAGGUCACGCUGGUGCCCGCGAGCGGAGCGCGGCGGGGAGCGCGCCAUGGACCCCAAGGCGGGCGGCGGCGAGGACGAUGACUGUGUGGACUCGGGAGCCGAGACCGGAGGGUCUGACUACAGCCACCUAUCCUCCACCAGCAGUGAGCUCUCCGUGGAGGAGGCACAGGACCCUUUCCUGGUUAGCAUCCACAUAAUCGCAGACCCAGGGGAAUCCCAGCCCCUGCAGGAGGCCAUCGACCGGGUCUUGGCUUGGAUCCACCCAGACCUGCAGCUGUUCCGGGUCUCGGAAAGGAGGGCUUCCCGGCGGCGGAGGAGGGCCCCGAAGGCGAAGGCGAAGGCGGCGCAGCCCGCCCUCGCGGUGGUUCUCUUUCUGCAGGAGGGCUCCGGCGACGAGCCCGUCCUGCAGCUGCACCGCGCGCUGCAGCGGCCGCCCUGGCGCCACCACCACACGGAGCGCGUGCCGGGCAGGCUCCUGCCCUACCUGCCCUGCAGCCAGGACUUCUUCACGCUGGCGCCCGGGACUCCGCUGUGGGCCAUCCGGCCCGUGCACUACGGCAGGGAAAUCGUGCGCUUCACCAUCUACUGCCGCCACGACAACUACGCCGACAUCCUCCAGUUCUACGAGCUGAUCCUCAGGCGGAGCCCCAGCCAGAGGAAGGUGGACUUCUGCAUCUUCCCCGUUUUCUCCAGCCUGGAUGUGGACAUCCAGUUCUCCCUCAAGAGGCUGCCCUGUGACCAGAACCCCGUCCCCACCGACAACUCGGUGCUGGAGUUCCGCGUCAAGGACAUCGGCGAGCUCGUGCCCCUCCUGCCCAACCCCUGCAGCCCCAUCAGCGAGGGGCGUUGGCAGACCGAGGACCACGACGGGAACAAGGUCCUUCUGCAGGCACAAAGGGUACACAGGAAGUUUCCUAAACCCAACAGAGCUCACCACUCCUCGGAGCAGAAACCGCCCUCCACGCCUUCCCCAAGCUGCACCGCACCGAGCUGCACUCCUGGCAGCGGCCAGCAACCCCGCCUGGACAGUCCACGCCUGGGGCCCAGCCAGGCGAUCCUGCUAGCUGGGCACCAGCAGGGAUUUGCCACACGCGCCAGCAGCACUACCAGCCGUCCCUGGUCUUUCCAAAGAAGCAAGUCCUUGUUUUGUUUGCCCACAGAAGACCCCGACCCAGCCUCCUCGGCUGUACCACAGUGUUUUUCAAACACAGGCGCCCCGGGGCGCCGGCCAUCGGAGUGGAGACACGGCCACCUCCUCUCCAUUGAUGACUUAGAGGGGUCCCAGGAGACAGAUGUGGACACAGGCCUGCGGCUGUCCUCCUCGGACCUGUCCGUGGUCUCUGCGUAUUCUGCGCCCAGUAGAUUCUUUAGCGCCUCGGAAGCACCCUUCCCCUCCGAAAGGUGUGGCAGCCACUGCUCCAAGCACAGAGGUUCCAGAGAAGGACCGCUACCCACUGGGAGUGGGGCGGCCAUGGAGACCCCCUGGGCUUCCCUCCCGCUCUUCACUGAAGGGCCUUCCGGCUCCUUGGCAACAGCGGUUGCUGCUCCCCCAGCUUCUGGUGCCACCACCCUCACCAAGUCACCCUCCACGCUCCCUGGUGAUGCUCCCUACACCGAGCCAACGGGCAGACACAUCACACCAUCCCCAGCAUUGGCUGGACCCGGGGACAGUGACACGGAGGAAUUUUAUAUCUGAACACCCUCUACUCUGUUUUUUUCAGACACACAAGCUCAGCUUCCCCAGGUCUGUCUGGAACCUAGUUAUCUGUCCCAGCCCCCACUCGCCAUGCCACCCAUUCUAGGGACUAGGUGGGAAAAUACUGGCAUUUUUAUGCCCAUAACUUAAGUCGUAAAAUAUAU
Molecule: messenger RNA, 1925 nt
Organism: Eptesicus fuscus (big brown bat)
Lineage: Eukaryota; Metazoa; Chordata; Mammalia; Chiroptera; Vespertilionidae
Gene: FAM124A
Product: family with sequence similarity 124 member A
Exons: 4
Coding region: 112-1761 (549 amino acids)
Source: RefSeq, a predicted model, not a curated record